AAUCGCGUCCACACGUACAUUUAAUGCUCGCCCGAGGCGCCUUUGAGCUCGCCAAAAUACCGACAGGUUUACGGUUCGCCUCAUUCAUGAGGAAAGGAAUGCGAAUGAAUGAAUUCAUGCGAAUGCAAGCCCAUACACGUAUGCUCAGUGCUCACCCGAGGCAAACGUACGUGUCAACGUGUACACCGUUUAAGGAUUCGGUAAUCGCUAUUUUUAACUAUGACAAACAGCUGUUCAUUAGUAGUGGAACGUACGUCGUAGGUAGCGCACAAUGAGAUGGACCCUACUUAAUAUUAUUUCAAACGACAUCCAGUAGACAUCUCCUUAUGCGCUUCUUAUAGCCUAUCAGCAUCUGCAUUGUGCUAUUUCUGUUUGUCUCUUGUCUUGUCUUCCUGCAUGUGUUUGCCCGUUGCCGAACGCAAUUGCAAUUUAAAAAUAUCUGAAACUUUUCUCAAUAGAGCAGAAGAGUGUCUUUGAAGGUUUAAUUUUCGAGUGUUGGUGAAUAUCUAAGCAGUAUAGUCGACAAUUACUUAUUUAUUUUAAAGUUACUGUAGCCUACUGAAAUCAACUUCUGUAGGACACAUUUGCAAAUUUCGGGUGUGCCAGAAACAGUUUCAACAUUUAGACUACUUCAUCAAUAUCUUACUGCAUUAUGGAGUUGGAAAAGAAAAAUCCAAUUACAAUUCCUCCUACAAGACAAGUUGGUUCAUCUUCGGGCAUCUUCAAAAUAGUUUAUGAUGCUGCUAAAAGUGUUUGCACUGUUGCAAUUAUAUAUUUUUUCGGCUACAUGAAUUUCAGCCCAGCUUGGUUUCUUGCUCCGCUUAUUUAUUCUGUUAUCAAAAAUGAAACGAAAAAGACCAACGAAUUCAAGAGAAAUGUUGCCAAAACCUCAGCAUUGCAAAAUGAAAAGGAUGUAAUUCUAGCAAGAAUUGAUGAAUUACCUGCCUGGGUCUACUUCCCUGAUGUUGAAAGGGCUGAAUGGUUAAACAAGAUUCUUCGACAAGUUUGGCCAAACGUCAACCAUUAUGCAAAAGAUGUAAUCAAAGAUAUAAUUGAGCCUAACAUUUGUCUUGCACUUGCUGAGUACAAAAUAAGUGGCUUCGCAUUUCAAAAGAUGAGACUUGGUACAAUUCCGCCUCGUAUAGGAGGAAAUCAAAGUAUACGACUACAAUGUGUCAAGGAAUGAAAUUAUCAUGGACUUGGAUAUUUUCUAUGCUGGAGACUGUGACAUUUCUUUCACAAUUAAAGGGUUCACAGGAGGCAUCCAAGAUUUUCAGGUAGAGUGAAAAUUCAUAGGCUAUCAAAGUUCGAUAUUUCUACUUGAAUCCCCUAUUUUACUCUUAAAUAACUCACAAUUAUUGAUAAUGAACAAUUUAAUAUGCUUCAAUAUAUCGGUACAUAAAUACUAUAUUAUAAUUGAUUAUUUUUAUAAAUAAAAGCUGUAUUUGUUAUCCAUCACAAACGUAACAUAUUGUAAAUAAUAUAUAAUACUAUUUUAUUGCGGUCUAGCCUAUUGCAUAUCACUUGAAGUUUAUAAUAAUAAAUCAGAGAGUUUGCUCUGAUAGAGUUUAUCAGAGAUUGACAAUGGUGUAAUAACCGAAACCGGUCUUUCUAAUUAUCAAUAAAUCA
Molecule: messenger RNA, 1629 nt
Organism: Nilaparvata lugens (brown planthopper)
Lineage: Eukaryota; Metazoa; Arthropoda; Insecta; Hemiptera; Delphacidae
Product: extended synaptotagmin-2-A-like
Exons: 5
Coding region: 653-1186 (177 amino acids)
Source: RefSeq, a predicted model, not a curated record